Molecule: messenger RNA, 2053 nt
Organism: Plectropomus leopardus (leopard coralgrouper)
Lineage: Eukaryota; Metazoa; Chordata; Actinopteri; Perciformes; Serranidae
Source: RefSeq, a predicted model, not a curated record
UCUGCUUGUUUGUAUUGCAAAUUAACCCCUUCCUCCUGUAUGCAGCUGCUCGACGGCGGAGCUCCUCCAAACCAGUCCUCCUGACUGAAGCACAAAAACAGCUGAUGGUCCACAAACUGCCUCAGGUGCUGCGGCUUCACCUCAAACGCUUCAGGUGGUCGGGGCGGAACCACCGGGAGAAGAUCGGCGUCCACGUCAGCUUCGACCAGCUUCUCAACAUGGAGCCCUACUGCUGCAGAGAGCCUUCGCCCAAAGGUGUGUCCUGCUCCAGCCCCAGCAGCCCCACCUCCGCAGGCUCGCCGCGUCCCAAGCACUUCCUCUACGACCUCUCUGCUGUGGUGAUGCAUCAUGGGAAGGGCUUUGGCUCCGGCCACUACACCUCCUACUGCUACAACACAGAAGGAGGCUUCUGGGUUCACUGUAAUGACUCUAAGCUGAACGUGUGUUCAGUGGACGAGGUCUGCCGCGCUCAGGCCUACAUCCUCUUCUACACACAGCGAGUAACUCAGGACAAAGACCGGCCGCUAUAGGACCACGAUCCCUCUCCUCAUCCUCCUCCGCUGCAGCCUGACCACUCAGCGAGAAGAUAUCAGCACAGCCCCACCUAUCCCUCUCUCUCUCUCUUUCUCUGGGCAUUUUUAUCCUGGGAGGAUGGGUCUUUUUAAUCUAUUUUUCUAAAUAAGGAAAAAAAAGAGAGAAAGGACUCCUUUUUAAAACCUGGUUCUGCUUUGUGAACUUCUUGUAUAUGGUGUUUAUAUGUAGGUAUUUUUUAAAAAAUGGUGACGUUUGUGGUUUGUGUACAGUUGUAUUUUAUGGAAAAAAAAGUAUCAGCCAAGAUGUGUCUCAGUAGCAGCCAACAGACUCAAAAGUGUCUUCUACAGGUCAUACAGGUGUAUUCACAUGUCUGCCUGCCUGCGUUUGGUGGCUUUGUUGAUUGUAAAUGCUGUUCGUUUUGUUUAAAAUCAGCUGAAAUGUUUCUCAGUCACUUUAGAUAGACGUCACAGAACUGGAUGUAGGGUUGUAAAAUGUCAUUUACUCGCUAGAAAUGGCCUCCCUGUGUUUUCGACAGGUAAAGUUUUAAUGGAUGGUAACAAAGGUGGCUGUAUUUCCUUCCAGAAAUGCACUAAUUUCUACAAAACAGGCUAUCUGCAUCAUUUUUAUAGUUAAAGAUCUGUACACAAGCAGGGCAGGAAGUUUAUUUUUCACUCUGAAGUACUCCUGGGUCUGUCAGGAAACAUUGGCAGACCUCAAGCCAAAGCCUUGGGGGAAGCGUAUGGAAAAACCGCUCAGCAUUUCCAAAACGGUUCAACAUUUGCUGAGUUUUUUCUCUCUCGUUCACUGAGGGGGAGAAACAGUUUCCAAAGGGAUGGGGUUUGUUUUGGCUAAAUGUUGCCACCUCUCUGCUCCAGAAUGUAAUUGUCUUCAGAGUGCGAACCAUCCCCGAACCAUACUAGUGUCCUAGAAAAGUGCCCUUGUGUUGAGAAUAUAUUUUUAUAGUUCAUAUCGAUUCAGCAAAGUGGAAUCUCCACCCACAACCAGCAUUUAGAUUAUGAAUGUAUUUUUAUACAAUCCUUCUCAGAGGUUUAAGAAAAGAGGCCAUUGACUGUUUUCGAAAGUUUUAUACAACAACCACCAGCAAUUACGACUGCUCUCCCACUGUUAAGUAGGCGAGUGUGCAUACUGUAUUUAAUUUUUCUUCUGUUCAGUACAAUAUUCAGAUUUAGCAGAUUUCUGCGACGUAAACAGAUUGUGAUUUUUAUCUCCAUACUGGAGAAAAUUGUAUUUAAAAAAAAAAGGUAUUCUCCACCUCAACCGUGUUCCCUCUGGUUUAUCUGUCAAAAGGGGAAUUCAAAGCACACUUCAUAUUGUUUUUCCGUCAUUGUCAGACGAUGUGACACAUUGUUGGCAUUUUUUUUUGGGUUACUACUCCAUGGAUGUGUGUAUGCGUGUGUGUAAAUUUAUGGAAGUUAUACUAUGCAAAUGGUUACCUCAGUUUUUUCUAGAGAAAAUUACCUCAAUAAAUGAGAAUAUUUUUUCAUUUUUCUACAAAAGA